AUGGUGGAGCAAGAGCUGCGUCUCUGGCAGGAAGAGGACUGGCAGGAGAGGCUGCGCAAGCGGCUGACGGCGGUUCCAGGUCUUUGUGUGCUGGACUUAGCGGAGGGCAACAUCCUCUCCUACUCUCAGGGAGACUGGGGUUUGGUUGAAAAGGACGUACACGCUGCCUUUUCCGAGAAACUUGCUCAACGAAUUCUUGCAUGCUUCAAGGAGGAAGUGCAGACUUGUCUGGCGGUGCGUAGGGAGCUCAUCAACUUCAAGAAGCUUUGUUUGCAUCUUUGGCAGACUGCAACUGGUCUGGAGAAGGACCUUCGACAACUCGCGAGUUUCUAUUAUUCUCGUGUCGCCGAUGCUGAUGCACAAGAGAAAGCGCAGGCAAAGGCCGCAAUCUCAACACCGAAUCUGUGGACCGAAGAGGACCCAACGGAAACCAGGGAGCCUUCAUCGGCCCAGCAGAUCCCUUCGGAGGAGCCGCCGCCUCUUUCGGCACAGUGGAGGCAUCGGUACAUUGGGAUCUCCAAUGCACUGAAUGACUGCCGCGGUGCCGUCGCGGCAGUCUUCGAUGCAAGGCAUUUCAGCAAAGCCAUCUGUGCUUUGCCGCGACACCCAGCAAGUGGAGUGCCGUGGAAAUUUGAAGCUUUGCCAGAAAGCCUCGAGCUUUGGAAGGUGGUAGAACAGGCCCGGUUCUUUCUGGCAAACUACAAGGCUUUCGACGCCUACUUCGCGGCCAUGCACGGUGAAACUCAGAGCUCCAGCUCGGAGCCGGCAAAGCCUGGCAAAUUGCAAAGGGUCUGGCGCUCCGAGCGGGACCUCGUCGAGUCGGAGCUAGGCUCUGGUGGGCUCAAGAAGCUCCUUGAAGCUCUCGAGGAACUCCAGCUGCCAGCGAACGCCCUGCACUACUUGGAGCUCGUGCUGAUUGCUCGCGGGGCCGUCAAG
This is a messenger RNA of Symbiodinium necroappetens, 936 nucleotides long. Lineage: Eukaryota; Dinophyceae; Suessiales; Symbiodiniaceae. The record is from the annotation of a GenBank genome assembly.